AUGUCAGGCGAGAGACCGGUGACCAUGCCGGGUACAGAGUCGCUCUCGGACAGACAAACUACCUUGGGUCAAGGGCUGCAAAGAGCUACGGACUCCAUUACCGGUGAAAGGAUGGUGUCUGGUUUGGGUUCAGUGGUUUUACCAGCCGGUAUGAUUAACCCGUCGGUUCCAAUCCGCAAUAUCAAGAUGAAAUUUGCUGUUCUCAUCGGUCUGAUCCAGGUUGGAGAGGUUACCAACAGGGAUAUAGUGGAGACGGUGCUGAAUCUGCUGGUGGGUGGGGAGUUUGACCUGGAGAUGAACUUCAUCAUCCAGGAAGCAGAGAGCAUUGGCUGUAUGGUGGAGCUGCUGGAACCCUGUGAUGUCACCUGCCAGGCUGAGAUCUGGAGCAUGUUCACAGCCAUCCUGCGGAAGAGUGUCCGCAACCUUCAGACCAGCACAGAGGUGGGCCUGAUCCAGAGCGUGCUGCUCAAGAUGAACUCUGUGAACGACAUGAUUGCAGAUCUGUUGGUGGACCUGCUGGGCGUGCUGGCCAGCUACAGCAUCACAGUGAAGGAGCUGAAACUGCUCUUCAGCAUGCUGCGAGGAGAGGGGGGCGUGUGGCCAAAGCAUGCAGUCAAGCUGCUGGCAGUGCUGAACCAGAUGCCCCAGAGACAUGGCCCGGACACCUUCUUCAGCUUCCCUGGUCGCAGCGCAGCGGCCAUUGCUCUGCCUCCUAUAGCUAAGUGGCCUUAUCAAAACGGGUUUACUCUCAACACAUGGUUCCAGAUGGACCCUAUAAACAACAUUAAUGUAGAUAAAGACAAACCAUAUCUUUACUGCUUUCGCACAAGCAAAGGAAUUGGCUACUCUGCACAUUUUGUUGGCAACUGCUUGAUUGUGACAUCGCUCAAGUCUAAAGGCAAAGGUUUCCAGCACUGCGUGAAAUAUGACUUUCAGCCAAGGAAGUGGUACAUGGUCAGCAUCGUUCACAUCUACAACCGCUGGAGGAACAGCGAGAUCCGCUGUUAUGUCAACGGACAGCUGGUCUCUUAUGGCGACAUGGCAUGGCACGUCAACACAAAUGACAGCUAUGAUAAAUGUUUCCUGGGGUCUUCGGAGACAGCGGACGCUAACAGAGUGUUCUGUGGACAGCUAGGGGCCAUCUACGUGUUCAGUGAAGCGCUCAAUCCGGCACAGAUAUUUGCAAUUCAUCAGCUAGGACCGGGCUAUAAGAGCACAUUCAAGUUUAAGUCAGAGAGCGAUAUUCACCUGGCAGAGCACCAUAAGCAGGUGCUAUAUGAUGGGAAGCUGGCCAGCUCCAUAUCUUUCACUUACAACGCCAAGGCCACAGACGCUCAACUCUGCUUGGAGUCCUCACCCAAGGAGAACUCCUCCAUCUUUGUUCAUUCACCUCAUGCCCUCAUGCUUCAGGAUGUGAAAGCCAUCGUGACUCAUUCCAUCCACAGUGCCAUCCACUCAAUGGGUGGGAUCCAGGUCCUGUUCCCUCUGUUUGCCCAGUUAGACUACCACCAGCCGAGCGACUGCCAGGUGGAGACCACUGUCUGUGCCACCCUGCUGGCCUUCCUGGUGGAGCUACUGAAGAGCUCUGUGGCCAUGCAGGAGCAGAUGCUGGGAGGGAAGGGCUUCCUGGUGAUUGGCUACCUCCUGGAGAAGUCAUCGCGGGUCCACAUAACCAGGGCGGUGCUGGAGCACUUCCUGUCCUUUGCUAAGUACCUGGACGGUCUGACGCACGGAGCCCCGCUGCUGAAGCAGCUGUGUGACCACAUCCUGUUCAGCGCUGCCAUCUGGAUACACACCCCCGCCCAGGUACAACUCUCCCUAUACACGUAUCUGUCUGCAGAGUUCAUCGGCACAUCCACCAUCUACACCACCAUACGCCGCGUGGGCACCGUGCUGCAGCUCAUGCACACACUCAAGUACUACUACUGGGCCUGCAACCCUGCAGACUGCAGCGGAAUCACUCCUAAAGGCCUUGAUGGACCGCGUCCCUCUCAGAAGGAGAUUGUAUCUCUGCGGGCAUUCAUGCUCCUGUUCCUGAAGCAGCUUAUCCUGAAGGACCGAGGAGUAAAAGAAGACGAGCUGCAAAGUAUUCUCAACUACCUUCUUACAAUCCAUGAGGAUGAGAAUAUCCAUGAUGUGCUGCAGCUGCUAGUGGCCCUCAUGUCGGAGCACCCGGCCUCCAUGAUCCCUGCCUUCGACCAGAGGAACGGCAUACGGGUCAUUUACAAGCUGUUGGCUUCUAAGAGCGAAAGCAUCCGCGUGCAGUCUCUCAAAGUUCUGGGCUACUUCCUCAAGCACCUGGGCCACAAGAGGAAGGUGGAGAUCAUGCACACCCACAGUCUCUUUACGCUCCUGGGAGAGAGACUGAUGCUGCACACCAACACUGUGACAGUGACUACCUACAACACGCUCUAUGAGAUUCUCACCGAGCAGGUGUGCACUCAGGUAGUUCACAAACCCCAUCCCGACCCUGACUCCACAGUGAAGAUUCAGAACCCAAUGAUUCUGAAGGUGGUAGCCACCCUGCUGAAGAGCUCCCUGCCCAGCACAGAGCUGAUGGAGGUUCGCCGUCUCUUCCUGUCUGACAUGAUCAAACUUUUCAGCAGCAGCCGUGAGAACAGACGGUGUCUGCUGCAGUGCUCUGUGUGGCAGGACUGGAUGUUCUCGCUGGGCUACAUCAACCCCAAGAACCCUGAGGAACAGAAGAUUGCCGAGAUGGUCUACAAUAUCUUCCGUAUCCUGCUUUACCAUGCUAUUAAGUAUGAGUGGGGGGGUUGGCGGGUGUGGGUGGACACACUCUCCAUCGCCCACUCCAAGGUGACGUAUGAGGCCCAUAAGGAGUACCUGGCCAAGAUGUAUGAGGAGUACCAGAGACUGGAGGAGGAGAACAUCAAGAAGGGGAGGAAGGGCUUGGUGAGCACCAUCUGUGGCCUGUCUGCCCAGGCGGCAGCCAUCACAGGUGCCAUCCAGAUCCCUGAAAUGGACAACCACUCCCAGACUCAGACGCCAGAGAGCGAGGCGGACGACCCCGAGGCCGACUCCCGUAACCUGCUGGCGGAGGGCAAGGGGCCCGAGGGGGCUCUGGGCGUGGCCGGGAGGACCGUGGCUGGGGUCAGGGUGGAGGUGCAUGACCUGCUGGUGGACAUCAAGGCAGAGAAGGUGGAGGCCGAGGAGGUGAAGCUGGACGACGUGGACCUGUCUCUGGAGGUGCUGGGGAUGCCGGAGAACGGAGCCCUGAUGGAGGUGGACUCUCUGCUGGAUAACGUCUACUGCGCCGCUGUGGAGAAGCUCACCAGCAACGUCAGCAGUGUCCUGGUUCCCAAGGAUGGCGUGCAGGACGAGAACACGGGACCCCUCAUCACUCUGGCAGAUGACAGAGACAGCAUCCCCAGUAACAUCUUCCUGUUCGGAAAGAUGCCGGGUGACGCAGAGAACAGCUUGCUUCCUGACCAGGACUCUGCCCAGCCCCUGGGUCUGCCCAGCCCGCCAGCAGUGCCGAAGCCCCCGGUCCAGACCAAUGAUGACCUGGACCUGCUGGCUCACAUGACCGCUGGUUCUGAGCCGGGGGGCAGCGCUGGCAUCCUGGACGAGGCAGAGUUUAAGCUCCCUCCCACCCUGAGUGACAUCAGCUCCAUGGCUGAGGUAGGAGGCAGCACUGCCUUUAAGGUAGCUUGUGAAGCUGACCCCUCAACCGUGAAGACGUGCAGCUCAGUAGACGCUGCCAGCACCACCUCUGACACUGAGAGGUCAGAUGAUGGGAAGGACAAGGAAAUCAGGAAAAUUCAGACCACAACCACUACCCAGUCCCUGCAUGGGCGCAGUGCCAGCCAGCUUGAGAGGGACCUACGUGUGGACCUGGGCUUCCGGGGCAUGCCCAUGACGGAGGAGCAGCGGCGGCAGUUCAGCCCCGGCCCGAGGACCACCAUGUUCCGCAUCCCAGAGUUCAAAUGGUCGCCCAUGCACCAGAGGCUGCUGACCGACCUCCUGUUUGCCCUGGAGGCCGACGUCCACGUCUGGAGAAGCCACUCCACCAAAUCCGUCAUGGACUUUGUCAACAGCAACGAGAAUAUCAUUUUCGUCCACAACACCAUACACCUCAUCUCACAAAUGGUGGAUAACAUCAUUAUCGCUUGUGGAGGGAUCCUGCCUUUACUGUCCGCAGCCACCUCUCCCACUACGGAGCUGGAGAACAUUGAGGCGACCCAGGGCAUGUCGUCAGAGACGGCCGUCUCCUUCCUCUCCCGUCUCAUGGCUAUGGUGGACGUGCUGGUGUUCGCCAGCUCCCUCAACUUCAGCGAGAUCGAGGCAGAGAAGAACAUGUCUUCCGGAGGACUGAUGAGGCAGUGCCUCCGACUGGUGUGCUGUGUGGCCGUGAAGAACUGCCUGGACUGCAGGCAGAGACAGAGGGACAGAGGAGCCAAGUCCUUCAUGCCCAACAGUAAGACCCAGGAGAAUAUGCUCGGGGCAGUCACUGUGAGCAAGACACAUAAACCAAUAUCCCAACUAACCUUUUCUCCCACCAAGGACCCAGACAGGCUUCUGCAGGAUGUCGAUAUCAACCGUCUACGUGCAGUGGUGUUCCGAGAUGUGGAGGACAGUAAACAGGCUCAGUUCCUGGCUCUGGCCGUGGUCUACUUUAUCUCUGUCCUCAUGGUUUCCAAGUACCGGGACAUCCUGGAGCCACAACGUGAGAUUGGCAUAUCCACCAGCCUAUCAGGACGCAGUGUACAUAGACAGGAGAUCAACUCGCCAACCAACACAGAGAACCCCAUGGCCUUCUCAAACAGUAAGGACAGCCCCACACCUGCGGAGGACCUUCACCUUGGGGUCUCCUUGCCUCACACAGACUCCGGCAUCGGGGACGAGCAUGUCGCCAGAUUGCUGAACGGGGCUGACAUGGAGUCCAGCUGGGGCGCGGGGGGGCCAGAGGCCAGGGCCGAGCUGCUGUGCACCCUCUCCUCGGGGGUGAAGGAAUCCCUGUCUGAGACCUCCAGCGUGGAGGUGCUUAAACCGGCCUCCUCCAUCUCCAGCAUCAGCCACACCAACAAAGGCAUCAAUGUGAAGGAGAUCCUGAAGAGCCUUGUGGCAGCUCCUGUGGAGGCUCUGGAGGCAGGGCCUGAGCCCCAGCCCUACUCAGACCCUGCUGUCAAGAGGGACGCUCAGGCCCUGCUGCAGUUCCACUCUUUUGACAGGAGUGUGGUGGUACCAGUGAAGAAGCCUCCUCCAGGCAGCCAGGCGGUCACCACGGUGGGCAGCAUGCCCAGCACCAUGGCCACAGGCAGCACCCCCAACAUCUUCUCUGCUGCCUCUCACACCCCCAAAAGCAUGAUCAACACUACAGGAGCCGCAGACUCUGCCUCGUCUUCCUCCUCCUCUUCCUCCAGCUUCGUCAACGGAGCCACCAGUAAGAACCUGCCCGCCGUGCAGACAGUGGCACCCAUGCCAGAGGACGGAGUGGAAAACAUGAGUGUCUUUUGUGAAGUGGACCAGUGUCCACCUCGCCCGGGGCUGACGCCACCUGAGCUCAAAGCCUUUAGCUCGCUGGCAGGACUCCAGACAGGCCCGAGAGGUGCAGGCCAGUGUCAUAGCAUCACCACCAAGCUGGAGCGUGCCCUGGAGAAGGUGGCCCCCCUGCUGAGAGAGAUCUUUGUGGACUUUGCCCCCUUCCUGUCCCGCACUCUGCUGGGGAGCCAUGGGCAGGAGCUGCUGAUCGAAGGGCUGGUGUGUAUGAAGUCCAGCACCUCGGUGGUUGAACUCGUCAUGCUGCUUUGCUCUCAGGAAUGGCAAAACUCCAUACAGAAGAAUGCGGGGCUGGCGUUCAUUGAGCUAAUCAAUGAAGGAAGGCUGCUGUGCCAUGCCAUGAAGGACCACAUCGUGCGUGUUGCGAACGAGGCAGAGUUCAUUCUAAACAGACAGAGGGCAGAAGACGUUCACAAGCAUGCAGAGUUUGAGUCCAACUGUGACCAGUAUGCUGCGGACAGGAAGGAGGAGGAGAAGCUGUGUGAUCACCUCAUCAGUGCUGCCAAGCACAGAGAUCAUGUGACCGCCAACCAGCUCAAACAAAAGAUCCUCAACAUCUUGACCAACCGACAUGGAGCCUGGGGGACCUUAUCCCAAACACAGUUGCAUGAUUUCUGGCGUCUGGACUACUGGGAAGAUGACCUGCGCAGGAGGCGGAGAUUUGUUAGGAAUGCCUUUGGCUCCACCCAUUUGGACAUCCCAUGCAAGUCUGCAGAGGAUUACGGCACGGAGGACGACGAUGGGAUCCAAUCAAAGAAGGUUUUCCGAACUCAGGCGGUAGCCAACCAGAACCCGGAAACAGACCUGAUGCUUGAAGGAGACGAGGACACUGUCAGUCUGCUACAGGAGAAGGAAAUGGACAGCCUGGCUGGCCCUGUAGUUCUGAGCACCCCAGCCCAGCUCGUCGCCCCUGUUGUAGUUGCGAGAGGGACUCUCUCCAUCACGACUACCGAAAUAUAUUUUGAGGUUGAUGAGGAAGACCCUGCCUUCAAAAGAAUUGACCCAAAGGUGUUGGCGUACUCUGAGGGGCUUCAUGGGAAAUGGAUGUUUAGUGAGAUCCGGGCAGUGUUCUCCAGGCGUCACCUCCUGCAGAAUACUGCUCUUGAGGUCUUCAUGGCUAACAGAACCUCAGUCAUGUUCAACUUCCCAGACCAAGCCACAGUGAAGAAGGUGGUUUACAGUCUUCCUCGGGUUGGGGUGGGCACCAGCUACGGCCUUCCACAGGCAAGGCGGAUAUCUCUGGCUACUCCACGCCAGCUCUUCAAGUCCUCCAAUAUGACGCAGCGCUGGCAGAGAAGAGAGAUCUCCAACUUUGAAUACCUAAUGUUCCUCAACACCAUUGCAGGGAGGACGUACAAUGACCUGAACCAGUACCCCGUCUUUCCCUGGGUCCUCACCAACUAUGAGUCGGAAGAGCUGGACCUCACCCUGCCCGGGAACUUCAGAGAUCUGUCCAAGCCAAUCGGAGCGCUGAACCCCAAGCGUGCUGUGUUCUACGCAGAGCGCUAUGAGACCUGGGUGGAUGACCAGACUCCCCCCAACCACUACAGCUCUCACUACUCCACGGCCUCCUCCACACUGCAGUGGCUGCUCAGGAUAGAACCCUACACCACCUUCUUUCUCAACACGAACCACAACAAGUUUGACCACCCGGAACGCACCUUCUCUGACAUCAAGCGCUCCUGGAGGAAUUGCCAGAGAGACACUUCAGACGUAAAGGAGCUCAUUCCAGAGUUCUUCUACCUUCCAGAGAUGUUUGUUAACAGUAAUGGUUACCAGCUGGGCAUGCGCGAAGACAGGACCAUGGUGUGUGAUGUAGAUCUACCUUCCUGGUCUAAGAAACCAGAGGACUUUGUCAGGAUUAACAGGAUGGCCCUGGAAAGCGAGUUUGUGUCGUGUCAGCUGCAUCAGUGGAUUGACCUUAUUUUGGGCUACAAGCAGAGAGGCCCGGAGGCAGCACGUACCCUCAACGUCUUCCACCACCUGACAUACGAGGGCUCCGUCAACCUCGACAGCAUAACUGACCCCCUGCAGAGAGAGGUCAUGGAGGCGCAGAUCCAGAGCGUUGGACAGACGCCAUCUCAGUUGCUUAUUGAGCCACAUCCCCCUCGCAGCUCGGCCAUGCACCUGUGUUUCCUUCCACAGAGUCCCCUCAUGUUCAAGGACCAGAUGCAGCAGGAUGUCAUCAUGGUGCUCAAGUUUCCCUCCAACUCCCCAGUGACUCACGUGGCGGCCAACACGCUGCCCCACCUGACUGUCCCGGCCGUGGUCACCGUCACCUGCAGCCGCCUGUUUGCGGUCAACCGCUGGCACAACACCGUUGGUCUAAGAGGAGCACCAGGAUACUCCUUAGAGCAGGCUCAUCACCUGCCAAUCGAGAUGGACCCUCUGAUUGCCAGCAACUCUGGGACAAACAAGCGCCAGAUCACCGACCUGGUCGAUCAGAGCAUCCAGAUCAACACACACUGCUUCGUGGUUACUGCCGACAACCGCUACGUCCUAGUCUGUGGCUUUUGGGACAAGAGCUUCAGAGUGUAUUCCACUGACACUGGCAAGCUGACCCAGAUAGUGUUUGGGCACUGGGACGUGGUGACGUGCCUGGCCCGGUCCGAGUCCUACAUCGGGGGAGACUGCUACAUUGUGUCGGGCUCCAGAGACGCCACGCUGCUGCUCUGGUACUGGAGCGGCCGGCACCACAUCAUAGGAGACAACCCCAACAACAGUGACUACCCGGCACCGCGCGCUGUGCUAACAGGCCAUGACCACCAGGUGGUGUGUGUGUCAGUAUGUGCUGAACUGGGCCUGGUCAUCAGUGGAGCGAAAGAGGGUCCGUGUCUGGUCCACACCAUCACAGGGGACCUGCUACGAGCCUUAGAUGGCCCAGAGUCCUGCUUGUGUCCUCGCCUCAUUUCUGUGUCCAGCGAGGGCCACUGCGUCAUCUGCUAUGAGAGAGGACGCUUCUGCAACUUCAGCAUCAACGGGAAACUGCUGGCCCAGAUGGAGGUCAACGACUCUAUCAGGGCCAUCCUGCUGAGCAGUGACGGACAGACCCUGGUGACAGGUGGGGACAACGGUGUGGUGGAGGUGUGGCAGGCCUGUGACUUACAGCAGCUCUACAUCUACCCAGGCUGUGACGCUGGCAUCCGUGCCAUGGACCUGUCACAUGACCAAAGGACUCUGAUAACAGGUAUGGCAUCUGGCAGCAUCGUGGCGUUCAACAUCGACUUCAACCGCUGGCACUACGAACACCAGAACAGGUACUGAAAGCUGGUUCUACGAGCAUCAGAACAAGUACUAAGGUUGAGCCGGUUGGGAGCCAGCAGAACCCAGGGAUACAACGCUGGUCUGACAGGACACAGACACCUGGUUAAGCUGGAGAGGAGGUGGUGGGAGGAUGAAGACAGUGGAAAGAUACAAAGAAAAUAGAUGAGUCAUGUGACUGGUUGGAGCGUCUAGACUGCUAUUGCUGGGCAGUAGCCUGACUUGUUGGUUUUCCUUUCCUGUAUGUGAUGUAUUAGCACCAGCUGAUGCACAUGACCAUAGGUUUGUCAAGCAGGUGGAUGCUUUUCUCUCUCUAGGAGAGACUUGACUCCACUUCCUGUAUCAUAACACCUGGAUGGAAACAGAGUUCCACUUCCGGUAUUAUAAUGCAUGAAUGGAAAUGACAUAAGAUGACAGGAGGAGAGAGUUCAGUAUCCAUUCAGAAAAAAAAGUAAAAUAAAAGUAAUAUUUUAUUCAAACCUAUGUCCUAUUUUCAUCUCUGUAAAAUACAAAUAAAGUAAACUGUCAUUUACUAACAUUUAUACAACAUUUGUAUGCAAGAUACACAUCUUGGGACUCUUUUCUACAGAAGGAAAGAUGUGCAUAUGAGGACAAUAUUGUUUAUUUUCUUUCCAAAUUGCUCAAAUUGACAAAAAAUUAUAUAUACCACUGUAAAACAUAUUU
Hypomesus transpacificus is the source of this 9465-nucleotide messenger RNA. It is a transcript of the gene nbeab, whose product is annotated as neurobeachin b. Gene Ontology annotation, molecular function: protein kinase binding. The coding region runs from base 1 to 8784 and encodes 2927 amino acids. Lineage: Eukaryota; Metazoa; Chordata; Actinopteri; Osmeriformes; Osmeridae. Gene Ontology annotation, biological process: intracellular protein localization. The record is from RefSeq and is a predicted model, not a curated record. The transcript has 57 exons. Gene Ontology annotation, cellular component: cytosol; membrane.